Messenger RNA from Cuscuta epithymum, 6289 nucleotides. The record is from the annotation of a GenBank genome assembly. NCBI's taxonomy places the organism in Eukaryota, Viridiplantae, Streptophyta, Magnoliopsida, Solanales, Convolvulaceae.
ACUACGGAGUACUAUUCAAUCUUCUUCCUCUCCUCUCUUGCUCACGCUCUCCUACCAAAAAAGUCAAAAAAUCAUCCAAAAUACAAAGAAAUCAGCCAUAAUCAGUCUGAAAAAUCCCAAAAAGAUGAGCCAGAGAAGUCUGGUGUUUCACAGAUCUAGGCCGAAACCACCUUCACCGUUCAUCAGCUAGAGGUCACGCUCUCUGCCGCCGCUCUAAAACUUACAUGUUGCUCUCCAGAUGGUGGCCAUCGUCGCCAGCAAACCUGAAGCUAUGGCUUACAUCAGGCAUGGCACGCAGCUCUUCUCUUCGUCGAAAGGUUGCCGGUCGCCCUUUGAAGCUUGUUCCCCACCUCUGCGCCAGCGCCGUCGGACAGAGCUCCCUCGAGUCGGGUGAGCUAGUUCAAGGUCUCCACCAUUAAUGGCUGCCAGGAACCCCCUGCUGACUCGACUUCGCCGCCGCUGCCGCUGCCGGAGCCCUAGCGAGCUUGCUCCGGUCAUCAUCUCUCUGCCGUUGGGUCCGCCUGAGGGAUGUGCCAGUCUCCGCCGGAAGGAGCUUCCCCCCUGCCACUGCCCGAGAGGACCUCACCGUCUUCAUUCCCCGCUGCUACUGCUCCAAUGGAUGGACAAACGGCUCAACCGGUCUUUGUACAUUUGAACCGGUGUGCUGCUCCUGCUUAGGAUCCUGGCCGCAUAUGGAGCCGAAGGUUCUGCCCACUUGCCAAACUUGAGGGCUGGCGAAGGCUUUGGCAGAAGGUUGACCAAUGGCUAGGUGAGAUUGGGGGAGGAGCUACCCAACAAGAAAUAAAGGCCCACACAGCCCAUUAUUCCGGCCCAAUUUCAACAUCACAGUCCAUUAUUCCAGUCCAAAUAAGAGCUAAGUCCAUUAUUCCAGUCCAAUACUCCUAUUUAUACAAAUAAAUUGUUACUAAAUUAAUUAAAUAUUAUUAUUGUAAUUAUUAUUACUAUUAUUAUUAUUAUUGCCACCACCAUUAUGGCGGCUCAAAUUCCCCCAAGGUGGUGAAGACCAUUAUGGCAGGUUAAAAUCCCCGAGGUUACUAAUAAUGCAAUAUUAUUGAUGUUAUUAUUAUUGUUAUCACCACCAUUUUUAGCGGGUUAAAAUCCCCAACCGGGUGCAACCUGAGCUUCAAUCUUCCGAACAUCUUUAUUUGAUGAUUUGGAUUAUAUAAACAAACUCCUCGACCUACUCCCGGUGACCCUUAUUUGAAAACCGGGGUGCAUCCAAAAGUCUCCAAAGUGGUACAAGCCGAGCCCCUCGAAUUACCCCCGUUCACCUUUAUUUGGCCACCUGGGCGCAAACUGGUGCAGGAAACGAGCUGGAGCAUCUCAAAACAAGGCCAGGGCUAAGCCCCCUCAGUAUAAGCCACGAGCGACCGGAGGAAAUAAACCCCUCGCAUCGGAGGAAACCACGGGCGACCGGGGGGGAUAAAUCCCUCGCAUCGGAGGAAACCACGGGCGACCGGGGGAUAAAUCCCUCGCAUCGGAAGAAACCACGGGCAACCGGGGGAAAUUAUCCCCUCGCACUGGAGGAAACCACGGGUGACCGGGGGAAAUUAUCCACUUGCACCGGAGUAAAUCACGGGCGACCGGGGGAAAUUAUCCCCUCGCACCGGAGGAAACCACGGGCGACCGGGGGAAAUUAUCCCCUCGCACCGGAAAUGAUCUCCUCAUUCCUCUCCCACUCAAAUUCUUCCCUCGCACAUUCAUUCCAAAAAUAGCCUCGACAAUCUAUAUUUAGUAGAUCUUCAUGAGGGAAAAUAAUUCUUAAUGGAUUAGGAUUCCAGGUAAUUUUAAAGGAAAUUCUUGUAAGAUUCUACUAACCGCUCAAUGGAUUAGAAUUUGAAAAUCAAAUACCUUUAACAAAGUUCUCUAGAAAUUUAGAAGCAAUCUUUAUGAAAUUUAUAUAUUGGACCCACAAACGAAGAUAAUAGUUUCAUCAGAAAAGCAAAGGUGAUGGUUCAUUCAAAAUAGAACCCAAAUUGAAGUAAUGCAGCUUUAAAGUCCUCUUACAUAAAAUACAAAAUAAUUAGUAAUAAUAGUAAUAAUAAUGAUAAACUAUUUUAAUUAUUUAUCUCGUUGAUGCAGUUCUGUCUUCAAAAUAUGAGCCAUUGGGAUAUCUUCAUCAAGUAGAGAGUGGCAUAUGCUUCUAACAGGAUGUUCCCAAUUCUCAAGACAUGGUUUUUUCAAGUCAUCUACAUCACGCAAUGUGCUUGGGUUUAAGAGUAGGUAUAGCAGUGCUCCAACAUAUACCAAUCAUGGCCGGAAAGACUGCAUCCCCCUUCCUAAGUCUAGGGUAUCGAAACGGUUCAGUUCCAAACCCCGUAGAUGGAUGUUCAAGAGAAAAGUACUUAUAAAUCACAUGUACAAAUUCGUUAACCGGGUUUGGAACUGAAUCGUUUCGAUACCUUAGACUUACGAAGGGAGAUGCAGUCAUUCCCGCCCAUGAUUGGUAUAGUGUUGCGGUAGUGCUAUACUUACUUUUAAACUCAAGCACAUUGGAUAUGUAGAUUACUUGAAAAAACUCUGUCUUGAGGAUUGAAAACAUCCGGUUAGAAGCAUAUGUCACUCUCUAUUUAAUGGAGAUAUUACAAUUGCUCAGAUUUUGAAGAUAGUGGACUGCAUCAACGAGGUAAGUAAUUGAGAUAGCUAUCAUUAUUAUUAUUACAAAAUAUUUUGUAUUUUAUGUAGGACUUUAAAGUUGUGUUACUUCAAUUCGGGUUCCAUUUUGAAUGAAUCAUCACCUUUUGUUUUUUUAUGACGCUACUAUCUUCGUUUGUGGUUCCGAUAUAUAAAUUUCUUAAAGAUUGUUUUUGAAUUUCUAGAGAACUUUGUUAAGGGUAUUUGAUUUUCAAAUUUCAAUCCAUUGUGCGGUUAAUGGAAUCUUUCAAAAAAAUCUCCUAAAAAUUACUUGGAAUCUCAGUUCAUUAAGAUUUUUGGAAUGGCUGGGGAAGGAUUUGAGUGGGAGUGGAAGGAGGAGAUCAAAGAGAAGACUCUCUCAAGUUGUUCGCGUAUUAUAGACUUAAAUAGUGGGAUACCUAUACAUCAUUAUAUGAAAUACAAUAUUGAGUGUGUUACUGUGGUCAGGUGCAUAGCCCGGGUCUCGAGAUGGAAAAUAUUUUUCAUUAAUUGUUUGCUUUAUUUAAAAAAUAUUUUUCAUUUCUUAUCGUGACAAAAAUUGUUCAAUGAUAUAUGUAUGUGUGUCUAUAUAUACUUAUGUUGUUUUUAAAUAUCAAUUAGGCAUGGAUACAGAGUUUUCUCGAAAAAACAAAGCCAAGCUUAGGAAAAAACGGGAAAGGAUGGAUGGCAGAUGUGAUGAAUUUCUAGAGAACUUGGAGAAAAAAGUUGUUAAAAUGUGGAAGGAAGGAGCGUAUGAGCCCUUGAGGGCCGUGAUUAAGGGACGAGACUGGGGUUUCCCUAUGUAUGAGAAGUAUAUGUAUGUUCUCACAGAAGGCGUCAUUAUGAUGGACUGUCAGAUUGGAAGGCGUGUGUUGCAAUUGCUUACGGAAGCAGCAUAUGUACAGCCUCCUCCCCGACCUGCUUUUGCACUCGACAUUAAGUCAUUGCGCUACCCAUAUAAUAACUUUGUAGACUUUGACAGUCUCUUAGCACAAUAGAGGGAAACGUUGAACUUCAACUGGGUGGACCAGUGACCCUCUUCUAUCAACUUGCAACUGACAAAUGGCUUAUGGGAAACGACUGUCGUGUCUCUUUGUACUCAUUUGUCUAUGAACGUGCACUCCACCUUUUAAAUUAUUGACUCGGGUUGCUGCAGGGCAAGCCGCUAGUUUGGAUCGUACGCUAUCGGCUUUUGCCGAGGAGCGUGGUUGGUUUUCGGCCAUACGUUUUAAGUUCAGAAUAGAGAAUUCGGAAGGGAAGGCGACAAAGGAGGCAUGUGAAGUUUCUGCUUCGGACCGGCAGUUUCGUAGUGUUUGGAUGGAAGAACCGAGGAGACGUAGUAGUGCACAGAGCGACAAAGGGCUGAUCAAGGGAGAAUACAGAUUGGCCGUUCCUCCACCUCCUGAACCGCGACCUUGGAUUGAUUGAGAAGUGAGGGUUUGGAAGAUGAUUUUUCAAGAGAACAGUCAGAAAGAAGUUUGGAAUAUUUGUAUUUAUACUAAAAUGGGGAUGGGAAAGCUGGACACGUGGCUGAAUCCGGUAGGCUGUGCCCCCUGCCACGUAGGAACCCAUGCCCCCACUUGCUGCUGUCAUGCUUUUGCAUUAAAUGCGGCCUCCACUUGCUGACUACCCGUUCGGGUAGGGCGUUCGGUGUGCGGGACCCUGUCAUGGAUGUAGGCGUAGUUGUUCCCUGAAAUGUUCCAAGUAGAAGAAAUGUGUCGAACGCCGAUCAGGUCCUGACUGCUUUGGGCCUGUGUCUUCUCCUGACUUCCUUGUAUUCUGGGCAGGGGGUAUUGGGCCUGGACCCAAUAUCCCAACAUGUACCAUUGGUGCUUCAUCCCAUUUUAUAAGCUUACACUUGAUAAGAAGUUCGCCAAGUGUGUUUCCUUGUUUUACGUUGCACGUAGAAUCUUCAUUGGGAUUAAUCGGGAUCUUGAAGCGAGAAUGCAGUUCUACCACCCGGCAGCAGAAGUGAUGCGAUACCACUUGAUGCAACAUUCAAUACAAUUUCCCCUUUUGAACGUAUAGCUGUAGAAAGAGUAUGCCAUACAAAAGUUUUCCCUGUUCCUCCAUACCCAUACACAAAGAAGACUCCACCACUAUCAGCAUCAAUAGCCUUGAUUAUAGUAUCAUAGACAACUCUUUGUUCAUUAGUCAAAUUACCCAGCAAAUUUGCAUGCUCCCCAACCAACUUUUUACGAUCAUACCGUAGCUCAUCGUACACCAAUCGAUUGCCGUUAUUUGAUAAGAAUCUACUAUCUGGAACCGGCAUGGUGUUAUAUUCAUCCAAACUCCUCCCGCAACUGCGCAACAAUUUUUGAAUUUCAAAGGAGUAAGGAGUAUUUGUUAUUGCCGCAUCGGCGCAGACAGGGGUCAUGGGUGGGACGUGAUGGGAUGCCAAAGAAGCAGCCUCGUCGCCAUCAAGCAGGCCUUCUCACGACACCGGAGGUGGCGUGGUGAUGCACUAUGCUUCACAGCGGGGGAUCGUAGCCCGGGUCUGCCACUGCCGGGGAUGGUGGAGAGGCCACAACAACCAAUUGGGUUUCCCACGGCCAUAGCAGGAUUUUGGUUUAAUUGCCGAAAAGGUGAAACCUUGUCCAAUUUUGUCUUUAAGAGGUGGGGUUGUCCAUGUGGCCCCAAAGGGUAUGCAUCUAUGGCUGCUGCGAAGCAGGUGCCUAGUUCUUCACACGAGGCUGACGGAGAAGAACAGGAUGGGGAAGAAGAUAUUGGAAACGAGCCGAAGAAGAAGACCAAUGUUGUUCCAGAGCACCUGGAAACGCUCUUCGCAGGUUGGGUUGAGCCUCUGCGGGUGGCCAUAGCCAAGGAGCAAGAGCUGUGCCUGCAGGGCGAGAAGAAGGCCUCAUAUGCCAGGUAUCUGGUCCAGUUGGAUGCCAAAACUAUUGCAGAGAUUACGCUCCGUGAGUUGAAGGUUGGGGUGAUUGUGGCACGUAGUCGCCCUUGUAGAUCAGUGCACCUUUAUUCCCUUGCUACCUCUAUCGGAUUUUGCAUAGAGAUGAAGGCAAGGAUACAAAGUUUUCUCAAAAAAACCAAAGCCAAGCUUAGGAAAAAACGAGAAAGGAUGGAUGGCAAAUGUGAUGAAGCUGAAGAGGAGCUGAAGAAGUUGGAGAAACAAGCUGUUAAAAUGUGGAAGGGAGGAGAGUAUCAGCCCUUGAGGGCCAUGAUCAAGGGACGAGACUGGGGUUUCCCUAUGAAUGAGAAGGUUGGAAGGCGUGCGUUGCAAUUGCUUACGGAAGCAGCAUAUGUACAGCCUCCUCCCCGACCUGCUUUUGCACUCGACAUUAAGUCAUUGCGCUACCCAUAUAAUAACGUUGUAAAGUUUGACAGUCUCUUAGCACAUUAGAGGGAAAGGUUGAACUUCAACUAGGUGGACCAGUGACCCUCUUAUAUCAUUUAGCAACUGGCAAAUGGCUUAUGGGAAACGACUGUCGUGUUUCUUUGUACUCAUUUGUGUAUCAACGCGCACUCCACCUUUUUAAUUAUUGACUCGGUAGAAGUUUCUGUGAACCCUUAUUUAACUCUAGUAUAAAACUAUAAAAUAUUUGCAAAUGUGUAAUGCUCAUGGAUUAUGAUUGAAAUGAAAAUUUGUUGUGGUACUCCGUAAUAUUUCUCGCAAUGCUUAUGCUUACUGUUCCCG